AUGUCGGGUACAUAUACAACAGCCGUGGUAGAAGAGAAGAAGAAUUCACGCUUGUCUAUACCAGACAAGCUCUUGGGUGGUUUGGAUCCCGAAUGGGUAAAUCUAUGGGAAAAGCACGGCAGUCCCAUGGUGAGAGCCGACGAGCUAUCUCUUGAAGAAUUUCGCAAAAGUCCUGCUGCGUACAGCUUCACCUACCCGACAUGCCCGGGGCCGCCGGUUUUUCAUGUUGAGGACAUAGAGAUCCCGGUUUCGCAACCAGCCGGAAAGAUCAUGGUCAGAGUCUAUACGCCGGAAGGUCCAGGGCCAUUUCCUGUUCACUUGAACUUCCAUGGAGGUGGAUGGGUUCUUGGAAAUCUCAACUCUGAAGCUGCUUGGUGUCGGCACAUGUGCAACAAUGCCCAAAUUAAAGUGAUCGAUGUCGACUAUCGACUGGCUCCGGAGUUUCCCUAUCCAACCAGCAUCUACGACUCAUGGGAUGCAGUGAAAUGGACAAUCACCAACGCUUCUAGGCUCAAUAUUGAUCCAUCUAGUGUAUCUAUCGGAGGCCUCUCAGCAGGAGGUCAAAUGACUGCAGUAAUUGGGCAUUUUGCCCGCGACCACGGGGUUGACCUGAAACUUCAGCUGAUCAUAGUUCCGGCGACAGACAUGCGCUACUGUUUAAGAACCCGGGAGCUGAACGAGACUACUUGUCCCUACGAAAGCGUCUUGCUAUACUAUGAUGUACCUUGGGGACCCCUAGGUAGAGAGCAAUGGUUCCUGAAGUAUUGGCUAGGCGAUGACGACGAUACCCAAGAAAGGAUUUUGACGAAGGAUUGGAUCUGCACACCUGUGCUUGCUCCUUCAUUCAAAAACCUUGGGAGGGCACACAUCAUCACAGCAGAAUUUGAUCUUGAGCGAGAUGAAGGGGAGUUUUAUGGUCGUCUUAUGCAGGAGGCUGGGAACGAUGUUACAUUUAAGAGGUACCCAGGCAUGCCCCAUGCAUUUGCGCACUACAAUCACCCAGAAAGAGGACUUUCGCAAAGCUUUGUAUACAUCGAGGAUACGAGUCGACUCCUCCGGGAGGUGCAUUUCGGGAAGCGUGACGAAUAG
Penicillium cosmopolitanum is the source of this 1089-nucleotide messenger RNA. Its product is annotated as alpha/beta hydrolase. Gene Ontology annotation, molecular function: hydrolase activity. The coding region runs from base 1 to 1089 and encodes 362 amino acids. The record is from RefSeq and is a predicted model, not a curated record. Lineage: Eukaryota; Fungi; Ascomycota; Eurotiomycetes; Eurotiales; Aspergillaceae. The transcript has 5 exons.